UCUAAAUGCGCACAAUACGAUAGUUUGUACAAUAUCGAUGUUUGUAUACAACAAACAAGUUAAAGUAGCCGCCAUGGACGAAUCGUCUGGCAGCACAUUGUCUAACAUGGAACAGACUGCCUCUCUGCUCAAUCACAAUGUUAGCUUUAACAGCAGCAUGGAACUGACCCGAACUGCCGGCGAAGUCAGCACCGGGUCCAUUCCCGAUCUGAGCUUCUCACUGAGCGAAUCCGAACGCAGGAAACUGCUGCUGCGCCAGACGCGGGCUGCCAACAGCACCAUGGAUCUGGUGAGUAAGGCGAACGGCAGCACAACUUUGGAGCAGAGCAGCUGGAUGGAGGACGAUGACGAGGAGAGUGAGAAUGUGAUAAGCAUAGAAGACACAAUGGAUGAGCACCAGCACUCGAAGCAGAAGCAGCCAGAGGAGGAGUAUGUCAACAUUUCUCCACCCCCAGUUUACUUCGAGCGGCAGCUCAUCGAGCUGGGUCGCCGCUGCUGGCCGUCGAGCGCGCAGGCACAGCAUUAUACAAAAGGUUGCUAUUGGUCGCCGGAUGGCACAUGCCUGCUGGUGCCUGUCCACCUGGACGGCAUGCAUGUUAUGGAGCUGCCAUUGGAUCUGUAUGAAGCCAGCAACAUCUCUACAGAGCGCAGCCUGUCCAAAAUGCAGUCGGCUGUCCAUGUACCCGAAGGCGGCACCGUCUACGACUGUGUCUGGUAUCCCCUAAUGAACAGCCAAGAGCCGGAGAGUUGCUUCUGGCUAGCCACACGUCAACACGAACCGAUACACAUGUGGGAUGCCUUUGAUGGACGCUUGCGCUGCAGCUACAGCGGCUACGAUGAGGUUGAUGAAGUGGUGGCUGCCAUAUCUCUGCAAUUUGCCAACGACGGACAGAAGAUAUAUGCGGGCUACAAGCGCUGCAUUAAAAUCUUCGACACCAGUCGACCGGGUCGCAGAUACGACGAAUACCCUGUAAAGUUUGCCAUCUCGUGCAUGGCUCAGAAUGCGGAGUAUCCGCACACAGUGACCUGCGGCAACUGGCGGGGCUACAUACAGCACUUCGAUCUCCGCUGUCCCCCCAAGCAGGGUCCACUGUUCACGCUGGGCGGCCACUCAGCAGGCAUCACCCAACUGCGCUACGGCACAGACGACUCCAACAGCUGGCAGCUGUUCAGUGGCGCUCGCAAGUGCCCAAAGCUGCUACAGUGGGACAUGCGCAACUAUAAUCAGCCUAUGCAUGAAUUCCAGCGUCAGGUCAACACCAAUCAGCGCAUCCAGUUCGAUCUGUGUCCGCAGCAAUCCUGGCUAGCUAGUGGCGACACGGACGGCAACCUCAAUCUGUGGAAUCUCGCGGAUGGCGAGGAAAUCGAGGCCCUCCAGUUGCCUCUGCAUGAUGAUUGCUGCAAUGGCAUCGGUUUUCAUCCCAGCCUGCCCAUCCUGGCCAGUAGUUCUGGCCAGUAUCAUUUCAUAGCAGGCGACAAGCAGCAGCAGGAGGUGCACAACAAUACAACUGUUGCAGGCUCUCAGGACUCAACGCUGUUGGAAGCAAAGUCUUCGGUUUCCUAUGAGAAUGCCGUAUUGUUGCUCUGGUGCGGUCCCAGCACUGAAAAUUAAAUUAUAUAUACUUAAAAUAUAGUUUUUUGUUAA
Messenger RNA from Drosophila navojoa, 1645 nucleotides. It is a transcript of the gene WDR79, whose product is annotated as Telomerase Cajal body protein 1 homolog. Gene Ontology annotation, cellular component: Cajal body. NCBI's taxonomy places the organism in Eukaryota, Metazoa, Arthropoda, Insecta, Diptera, Drosophilidae. Gene Ontology annotation, biological process: Cajal body organization. Gene Ontology annotation, molecular function: protein binding; RNA binding. The record is from RefSeq and is a predicted model, not a curated record.